Messenger RNA from Manis pentadactyla (Chinese pangolin), 6464 nucleotides. RefSeq names its product platelet activating factor acetylhydrolase 2 (gene PAFAH2). The coding region runs from base 535 to 1902 and encodes 455 amino acids. The record is from RefSeq and is a predicted model, not a curated record. NCBI's taxonomy places the organism in Eukaryota, Metazoa, Chordata, Mammalia, Pholidota, Manidae. Gene Ontology annotation, molecular function: 1-alkyl-2-acetylglycerophosphocholine esterase activity. The transcript has 11 exons.
GUAUGACUCUAUUUCUCUGUGAUUCCUUCCUUCAGCUCUGCCAUCCCCCAUGGGUAGCUUCAUCUUCAAGGCAGCAAAAUGACUGCAACAGUUCAAGGCUUCAUAUCUGCACAUUACUCUAAUUCAAAACAGGAAAGAACUUUCCUACCCUUCACCAUCAAACCAAAGUCCUGGACUUUACUGUGAUUGGACCAACUUAUAUCAUGUGCUCUUCAUCCAAAACUGACCAGGGGAUACCAAGGGCUGAUUGGCUUUGGCCAAUUAUGGCCUAACUCUAGAAUUAAGAAGGGGUUAGUCCCACCCAAAUCAUAAGGCUACUGGUAGGAGGACAAGACAGAAUGGAUAUUGAGAAGUUUGACCACAUUUCCUGCUCUUACAGCCCCAUUGCCUAUGAUUAAAUUCUGGCUCUGCUAGCUGUAUGUUCUUGGGUAGAUUACCUAACUUUAUCAAGUCCCAGUUUCGUCAUCUGUAAGAUGAGAUAACAGUACAUACCUCAGAGGAUUGUUGUAAGGAUUCAAUGAAAUACUGUAUGUAAUGCACAGACCAUCAAGUUCAGCACUGCCCAAGUCAUUGUUCCGUUCAACUGGUGAUGAAAUGGGGGUCAACCAGUCCGUGGGCUUUCCACCUGUCACAGGACCCCACCUUGUAGGCUGCGGGGAUGUGAUGGAGGGUCAGAGUCUCCAGGGAAGCUUCUUUCGACUCUUCUAUCCCUGCCAAGAGGCAGAGGAGACCACGGACCAGCCCCUGUGGAUUCCCCGCUAUGAGUACUGCACUGGCCUGGCUGAUUACCUGCAAUUAAAUAAGCGCUGGGGAGGAUUGCUCUUCAACCUGGCUGUGGGAUCUUGUCGCCUGCCUGUUAGCUGGAAUGGCCCCUUUAAGACAAAGGACUCUGGAUACCCCUUGAUCAUCUUCUCCCAUGGCCUGGGAGCUUUCAGGACACUAUAUUCAGCCUUCUGCAUGGAGCUGGCCUCCCGCGGCUUUGUGGUUGCCCUGCCAGAGCACAGGGAUGGGUCAGCUGCAGCCACCUGUUUCUGCAAGCGGGCCCCAGGGGAGACCCAGGCCACUCAUGAGUCUCUGGAGGAGGAAUGGAUCCCCUACCGUCAAAUUGAGGAAGGAGAAAAGGAAUUCCAUGUUCGGAAUUGUCAGGUGCAUCAGAGAGUAAGCGAGUGUGCACGGGUGUUGAGGAUCCUGCAAGAGGUCACUGCUGGUCAGACUGUAUUCAACAUCUUGCCUGGUGGGUUGGAUCUGACGACCUUGAAGGGCAGCAUCAACAUGAGCCAAGUGGCUGUGAUGGGACAUUCAUUUGGAGGGGCCACAGCUAUCCUGGCUUUGGCCAAGGAGACCCAGUUUCGGUGUGCUGUGGCUCUGGACGCUUGGAUGUUUCCUCUGGAACGUGACUUUUACCCCAAGGCCCGAGGCCCUAUAUUCUUUAUCAAUGCUGAGAAAUUCCAGACAGUGGAGAGCGUCAACCUGAUGAAGAAGACAUGUGCCCAUUAUGAACAAUCUAGGAUCAUAACUGUCCUUGGUUCUGUUCAUCGGAGUCAAACUGACUUGGCCUUUGUGGCUAGUAACUGGAUUGGUAAAUUCUUCUCCACUCAAAACCGUGGGAGCUUGGACCCCUAUGAAGGUCAGGAGACUGUGGUGCGGGCCAUGUUGGCCUUCCUACAGAAGCACCUUGAUAACAGCCGCUUAUUCGUCGUUUCUGCUUCCUUACAACCUCAGUUGGCUGGAACCACUCAUGGCUUGUUCUCUCUACCAUGUGGCAGCCUUCCUUUUUCAGCCCCCACUGCUCACCAUCAUAUUUUCUUGGAUGUCUUAGACCAGAUUCCCAAGAGAGACAACUUCAUUGUACCAGCUCAUCCUUACCUGCCAAAGUACUUUGGAGGCCACUGCCUAACCUAGGCCCAGAGCUCUUGCUCAGAACAGAGUAGGCAUCUGUGCCUGCACAAGGCCAGUCCUUCAGCAGGGAUGUGCACGGGGCAGUUUCCUUCAGAAGGGAGCCAUGAUAGCCUGGAUUUCUAAGGUUUGAUCUAACUAACAUAAGACCAAGAUCCAAUCCUUUGUGAUUCCUCCCCAUUUGCCUGGUCAUCCCCUCAAGAGCUUCCCAGAGAAGCCUGUCCAUGGCAGCUCUAGACAUUUGAAGUCACCGGGAGUGUACUAUCUGAGUUUCUGUUCAUUAAGCUAAAUGUCCGUUGUUCCUCCACCUGUUCUCCAUAUAGUUGCCCAUGUUGCCAUUCAUUAUCCCCUUUGGAGGCACUGUUGUCAGUGUGCCUUUUAAUGAUUGGUGCCUUGACGUGAACAUGGAUAUUAUCUGACCAGUGCCUGAUACGGCAGGACCGCCACCUCUGUGGUCUGGACACUAGGCUUCCAGCUGGAUGGCGAGUACUUUAAAUAUUUCCUGCAAUUAAAUAUUUGUUAGUGUCUAACAAAUUCGGGUUGGAUUGAGUUUGCUUCUAAAGUGUAUCUGUCCUAUAUGAAUAUAUUGACUUUUUGGGGCCUAAAUUUGCAUUUUGGUAUGUAUGUCUGUUCAUUUCAUCUUGUUCAUCAUGAGCCAUUAUUGCCAGCCUGGGUUUAGAGACUUGGGGUUAAUAGAGACCCUAGAGCAUCAUAAUUAUCACUUGGUAGGAAAGCAAUGAAUCCAUAUCUCAAGACUUUAAUGGGGCCUGACUGCUUGGUGCUCAGCCCACUUUUCCUGUUUCCUCUUAGGCACCAUAUCAUUAGGGUACAAGCUAAAGGUGAUGGGGACCCACCAUGACGUGACUGGGUUCCCCUUGUAUGUAACAACAUUUGUUGAGCUCAGAUACUCACUACUGGAGACCAGAGAAGAGGUGAUGGAAGGUAGAAGAGCUUUAGACUGUAGGAAGAAUGUGGAGGACUUGCUUUAUGCCAGGACUUAUGCUAAGUAUUUUAGAUACAUUACCAUGUAUAAUCCUGAAGAUGACCCUUCACUGGGUACUUUUAUUAUGAACUCCAUUUUAUGGAUGAGGGUACUAAAAAUUUAAGUAAUUUGUCCAGGAGUAUCCGGUUAUUAAGUGGCAAAGCCAGAAUGCCACCUAGGCUGUCUGAUUCCAAAGCCCAUGUGCUUAAUGGCUGCACUAUUCUGCCAGUGACUCUGAUAACCAAGGUACGCACUCAGUGUUUGGGAGGCACAGAGGACAGGCACUUCACUGAUGGGGGAAGGACAGCCAGGAAAGGAGGCUCCUGAGACAGAACAAUGCUUGUGUUUCAUCAUAACAGAGGAGGAGGGUUUACUAGAGAAGGGGCAAGGAUCUGAACAGAAGGCACAAAGUCUUGUGUGGGUCUGAUCAGUUUUGAGAAUCUGUGUUUAGUGUAUCUGGAGCUCAGGAUAGUGAAUUGUUGGAAGAUAGAGGUAGAGAAGUAGAUGGAAGCCAGAUCUAGAGACCUACAAGUUUGAAUGUUAUCCACAGGCUAUCAGAGUCCUUGGUGGGUCCUAAGCAGGAGAAUGUCAGGAUUAAGCUGGUGGUUGCAGUCUGGCUGCAUCAUGGAGGAUGGGUGAGCCGGGGCAAUUUGAGAGGCAGAGAGUUGAGUUAGGAGGCCCUUGCGGUAUUCAGGUGAUAAGAGAUAAGACAGAGCCUGACAAAAGGCAAAGACUCUUUGCUUAGGGUAGUUAGCUUUCCAAAGAGAGGAAAAGCUUUUUGGUAGCCACAUACAAUAUUGUCACAGGAGACUAAAUAGGUUGUAAUGGCUCAGCUGACUGUAUCCUCACUCCUAAAAAAUAUCUCUGAGAGAACGUCUGCUGCUAACGCAGAGGUGUUCUCUUCCAUUAAGAUGGGCGCUUCUUUCACAUUAACUUCAUGCAGUUCCUGUUUCUCCCUGUUUUUCUUCUCUUCCGCUCUCCUGGAAGACUAUUUCACACCUUCUCCUUUCUCUUCAAACCUCUAACCCCUCCUCCCCAAUCCUGUCUCUCAGCUGCUUGACUUUGCCUCCCACUUCACCGAGGCAGUGGAAGCCGUCAGCACCCACCUGUGUGCACAUCCUCCGCUUUCUGGCUCAUUCCUGGAAUUUCCAACUCAGAUGCCUAACCAAGGCCAACCCCUCCACCUGUGCACCAGGUUUCAUCGUUUUGGCCUGCUGGAGAUGACUGUGCCAGCAAUUUCUCCUCUUUCCCUUGGGUCAUCAGUUUUCCCCUCUCUACUAGUUCAUUUCAUGCUGAAAUUUCUCUUCUAAAAAAAAUCUCUCUUGACCCCACUUUCCCGUCCAGUUUGUGCCCUGUUUCCCUGUUCCUCAUAACAAUAAAACUCCUCAAAAGGAUGUCUACCUUCCCCUCUCUGAGUCUUCUCUCCCCACUCGCUGUUACACCCACUCCAGUCAGGCUUUUGCAUCUCAGUCCUCCAUGAAAACUGGUCAAGGUUGCCAGUGACCUUCACAGUCGUAAAUGCAGCAGUCAGUUCUCACUCCUCAUCUCCCUGGAGCUGUCAGCAGCUUCUGACGGAGUCGGUGAUAGCCUCCUCUGUGAAACCCUGUCUUUGCUUCCAAGGCACUGGCCGCAGAGUUUCUCCUGUCAAUACCUGCACCUCUUAGUCUGCUUGACUGCUCGUGGAGCCCCGUGCCCGGGCUCCUUCCCUGUCUGCACCCCUCAUGACAUCUAGCCUCAUCAUAAGAGCCAACUCCGUGCUGACGAUGCCCCAGUUUAUAUCUCCAGUUUGAUCUCUCCCAUGAACAUCACAUUAAUAUACCCACUACUCAACAUUUCUAUGUGAACUUUCCAAUAGGUGCCACCAGCAAAAACCGAUUUCCACUGCCGUCUUUCUCUUUAAUUAGUAGUGAAUCCAUCCUUCUAGCUUCUCAAGCCAGUGUCUUCAUUCUUGUCUCUUCUUUUAUGCCUCCCAACCAGUCCCUCAGAAAAUCCCCUUGGCUCUGCCUUCAAAAUGCAUAUGGAAUCUAAUCACUUAUAAUCACCCCCACAACAAGCAUCCUUUGGAGGUCACCUCUCACGCAAUUACUGUCAGUUUCCUAACUGGUCUCCCUACUUCCACCCCUGCCUCCCUUCACAGUCUCCUUAGUCAGGCAGCCAGAGUGAUCCUUUCAGAAAGUAAGUCAGAUCUUGUCUCUCCUCUGUUCAGAAUUGUCCCGUGGCUCCCCAUUUCUCUGAGAGUCAAAGCCGGUGUCCCAUGUCCUGCUGGGCCUGUGUGGAGUGGCCCUCCAGUCCUUCCUGACCUCCUCUCUGGCCACUCUUCCCCCGGCCUACUACAUGUGGCACUGCACCAGCCUCCAGUGCUUCAGGGACACAUGCGCUUCAGGGCCUUUGCACUGCUGUCCUGUCUGCCUGGAACAUUCUUUCCACAUAGUCCCGUGGCUCACUCCCCCCUCCUUGAAGUGUUUGCUCAAAUCUCACCUUCCCAGUGAGGCCCGUGCUGACCACCCCUUUUAAAACACCACACUUUCCCUUCCUCCCUUCACUCUUGUCCCUGGGCUUCUCUUAUCUGGCUCCAUUUUUUCCCAUUGCACUCCCCACCUUUUCACAUCCUAUCUAAUUUAUGUUUAUUGUUACCUCUGCUUACUAGAUGUGAGCUGUAUGAGAAUGAGGUUUCUAUUUGUGUGCGGGUGUAAUUUUAGCACCAAGAACAGGCGGUGGCACAUUGUGAAGCAUGCUCACUGUUUUUUGAAUUCGUGAGUAUGCAGCGCUUACGUGUUGACCACUCGCUUGUUAUUCCAGGCCAGGUUCCUGGUAGGGCACUGAGGAUCCAGAGAUGAAGGACAGUGGUCUCUGCCUUCUGUCCCAGGUUCUGUUUGAUUCGAGCAAAAACACCAUUUGCUGCUCGGCUGUGCCCUGCUCCCUGAGCCUGAGGCCUUGAGCCCUUUCUAAUCAUUCGCUAGACCUGUCUGCCUGUAGCCCCAGGGCCCUUGUUUGAACCAUACCUGGUGCCAUCCUACUUCACGAUGUUGCUGCCCUGUCCUCCUGCCUUUCCCUGCAGUGGCGCUGGAUGCGCGUCCGUCGGCCGGCUUGUGGAGGAUCUUCCUGCUCAGCAGCUUCCCUGAGUUUGGAAGUAGACUUUCCAUUUUCUCACCUUUUCUGACCAGGGCUUGAAUUCUGUCUCUGCCCCUUAUCAGUUGUAAUGACCUUGGGCGAAUCAGGUAGCUUCUCUGAGCCUCAGUUUCCUCAACUAUAAAAUAGAGCUAAUACAGUACUUAGCUUGCAGGGCUGUUGUGAAAGUUAAAUGAAGCAAUGCAUGCUCAGCAUAGUCCUGAGAAUGAAUUAUCCUCAGUGAGUGCUACCUCCUGUUAUUAUCAUUGAGUUGUUAUGCAAAUCACUUCUGCAGCACAGUUAUAAAGGCACUGAAUUACCAGUAGUUGUCAUUGCUGCUACCUCCAUUGCAGCCACCCUAACCAGUCCUUUUAGUAUCCCAGGAGCUUCUCUCUCUAGGGUGCUGCACUCACUAUAUCCAUGGUAGCUACUCUUUGAUCUAACCUUACCAUGAUUUACCUGACCUUCCUGUUUUUCU